Molecule: messenger RNA, 537 nt
Organism: Penicillium antarcticum
Lineage: Eukaryota; Fungi; Ascomycota; Eurotiomycetes; Eurotiales; Aspergillaceae
Product: DUF5572 domain-containing protein
Exons: 2
Coding region: 1-537 (178 amino acids)
Source: RefSeq, a predicted model, not a curated record
AUGGCGCAACCUUCAAUUCAGGAUUAUGAGCGAGUACAGUCAUAUUCUUUCCAUACAGAUCCUGAAUUUGCCAAUGGUCUCUCAAUCAUACUCGGUCACCCCGAUACCCCCGCCACCGAGGCGGAGAUGAAUCGAGAUGACGACCUGGUUUUACAAGCAAAGUGUUUCUUUUUCUCGCGAAAAGAAAAGCUUACCCCAGCAAUUGACUUUGCGGCCUUUAAGUCAUGGUUGGCGUCACAGUCAAUGGAAAAGUCCCAGAUUCCAGAUAGCCUAAAAAGCUCAUCGCAGGUAUCUGCUGGCACAUCCACGGAACAGGACGGGGCGAGUUCAACGAAUGCAGAGCCCGCUUAUCCGUCUUCGUUUGCGCAUAUCGUGGAACUGAUCACUACCGGACAACCAAUCCCUGGAAUUCAGGACAUACCUGAUACAGUGUUGACUGGGCAUGAUAUAUCGAGCGAGAAACCUCGACGGCGAAAACCCUGGGAGAAGGAGGACCUGGAAACUGCUUCCAGUGAGGCUGCAGCUGGUGUUCCUUGA